AUGGUGGCGCAAUACCAGAUGCCGGCUUACUAUAGGUCUAGCCCGCUCACCGUUGACACCUCUCAUGCGCAAAAAUAUUUCGAAGAAGAAGACAACGGCAUCCUUGACGACAACAUUUUGGAUCACAGCACCAUAGACUCAGGACUGGAAAUGUCACCGCCCAUGGCCAACAGCCGCAGGGAUUCGUUUGCUGUCUCAUCCUCGUUAUUCUCGCCCAAGACGGAAGACUGGCAGUCGGUCGACAUGCAAUCCGUACCCUCAAACAACCCCUUUCUGGAACCUCACCACCAGCACCACCACAACAACAACAGCAACAACAACCCAUUCACACGUGUUGAUCAGUCACAAGCAUACGGCGCGCAAGGACAAUGGUCUCUGGGUCAGGCUUCCGGCACAUGCACUCCCCUGCAACAGUACGACGCCCUCUCUGCUGAGUACGACAACGCCUCUCUCUUCCAGCGCCCUCUGCCCAUGCAAACCCCCUUCAGCAACCCCGGAAACCAGGUGGCACUCUUCCCAGCCGUUGGAUCCCAAAACCACUCGAUACCCACAUCGCCGCAGAAGGACUGGAUGGGUCAAGACAUGAAGAACCAGUCCAUGGCCAAGCGGAUGCGUCCUGGGAGCCCCACGAUUCGGUCUCAUAAUGAGCUCCGGCGCGGCGACGGCAUCAGGAAAAAGAACGCCAGGUUCGAUAUUCCGGCCGAACGGAAUCUCAGCAACAUUGACCACCUGAUUGCCCAAUCGACGGAUGAGCAGGAGAUCAAGGAGCUCAAGCAGCAGAAACGUCUUCUGCGCAAUCGACAGGCCGCUCUUGACUCAAGGCAAAGGAAGAAGAUGCACACGGAACGCCUCGAGGAUGAGAAGAAGCAUUACACGGUCGUCAUCAGCGGCAUGGAGGAAGAAAUUGCCGACCUCAACUUGAAGCUCGAGCAAAUGUUCCGUGAGAAGGAGUUCUACCAAAACCAGGUGGAGAAUCUGAGAAUGGAGAAGGAAGACCUGAUCGCAAAUCACACCAUCGAGACGGGCGAGUUGCGCAAGAAAGUCAGCGUGCUCACCGACCAUGUCCAGAGACUCGAGAGUGCGCCCAUGGCCAACAACAACGGCUUCUCCAACUCGUUCAAUGAGAUGGAGGGCAUGACCAUGGACGCGCCGUGGGAUAACAUGGGUUUCAUGGGUGACUUCCAGAUGGAACAAGACGACAAGCAGGAGGUGCAGAUCGUCCCGACCAAGAAGCAAGAGGUCAAUCUGCCUUCCGAAGUCGACAAACCGUCCACUCAGGGUGGGCUUCUCUUUAUGCUGUUCCUCGUCGGCGCCUUCGUCCUUUCGAACCGGUCGCCAUCGACCCCGAGUAUCCCGCGCGUGUCUGAGGAUGUGCGAGAGGCCUCAGCUACCCUCCUCGAGAACAUCUUCAAGGAUGCCGGUGUUGCCCAAAACCCCGAGAAUGUCAUGGGCCCUGCCGCUCCUCAACCCUCUGGAGCCAACUGGGCCUCGGCAUCGUCGGUCAACAUGCACGGCGUCGCUCCGUCCAUGCUAGGCCAUCUCAGCGACUCUCUGACCCAGCCGACGCAAGAGCAGUCCAAUGAGCAACUCUUCUCUCUCACCGCCGCGCAAUACAACGGAGUCAAUUCGCAGGAGUUCCUUCAGAACCCGCCCACGCGUUCAACAAGCCAGGGCCGUCGGAAUCUCGCCGACGCCCUCGCCUCUAUGCGCAAUAACGACAAACAAUCCGCGGCCGAAGUAUACACCAGAUCACUACUCUGGGAUCAGAUCCCGGGCGACGUUGUCAGGAACUUCGCCAAGAUGGUGGCCGAUGCCAACUCGCACCACGGCGCCGAUUCGAAUUCCUGA
This is a messenger RNA of Pseudomassariella vexata, 1848 nucleotides long. RefSeq names its product bZIP transcription factor. The transcript has a single exon. The record is from RefSeq and is a predicted model, not a curated record. Gene Ontology annotation, biological process: regulation of DNA-templated transcription. Lineage: Eukaryota; Fungi; Ascomycota; Sordariomycetes; Amphisphaeriales; Pseudomassariaceae. Bases 1 to 1848 code for a protein of 615 amino acids. Gene Ontology annotation, molecular function: DNA-binding transcription factor activity.